Penicillium canescens is the source of this 762-nucleotide messenger RNA. RefSeq names its product alpha/beta hydrolase. Bases 1 to 762 code for a protein of 253 amino acids. The transcript has 2 exons. The record is from RefSeq and is a predicted model, not a curated record. Lineage: Eukaryota; Fungi; Ascomycota; Eurotiomycetes; Eurotiales; Aspergillaceae.
AUGACCACUAUCCUAUUUGUACCCGGUGCUUGGCUCACUCCGCUAUUUUAUCAGCCUUUCCUCCAAGCUCUCACGGGAGCCGGCUACGAUGUCCGCUACGCCGGCUGUCCCUCUUUAGAUCCCAAGGAACCAUCCGGUAUCGAUUGUCAAGCAGAUACCGAUGCCAUUGGUGCCAUUCUCCGCCCCCUAGUGGAAGAUGAGGGCAAAGAUGUCCUGCUCUUUAUGCAUUCUUACGCUGGCAUGCCUGGAGCGGCGGCGGCUACCGGACUAGCCAAGUCACAGCGGACUCAAGAGGGCAAAGCGGGUGGCGUUGUCGGAUUGUUGUUUCUGGGGGCGUUCGUCGUUGCCGAAGGCUCCAGCUGUGCUGGCCUGAUGGGUGGAAACCUGCCCCCUUGGAUUUUACUCGAUCAGCCAUCGGCGAACCUCAAUAUCGCAGAUGACUCUAUCGCCAACUUUGCCGCGGAUGUUGACUCGGCGUUGGCCCAGUCCAUGGUGACAGAGCUGAAACCGCAUGCCACCUUGCCCUUCACUUCGCCCCAGCCACAUCCGGCCUGGGCGGACGAGGCUUUCCAGGGGCGGUUGGCCUUUAUUGUCACGACCGACGAUCGUGCGGUGCCGAAAGAGGCGCAAUUCGGUAUGAUGGCCGCCACGCAGAAACCGUGGAUUGUCAAGGAAAUCGCGUCUAGUCACUGCGGACCAUUCCUGAAUCAGAUUGAUGAGACCCUGCGACUGACACGGGAGAUUAUUGGUCAAUUUCCAUAG